Messenger RNA from Fusarium odoratissimum NRRL 54006, 2106 nucleotides. RefSeq lists its product as uncharacterized. The record is from RefSeq and is a predicted model, not a curated record. NCBI's taxonomy places the organism in Eukaryota, Fungi, Ascomycota, Sordariomycetes, Hypocreales, Nectriaceae. Gene Ontology annotation, molecular function: carbohydrate:proton symporter activity. The transcript has 4 exons. Bases 255 to 1934 code for a protein of 559 amino acids. Gene Ontology annotation, biological process: carbohydrate transport; transmembrane transport. Gene Ontology annotation, cellular component: membrane.
UGGGGUCCCCGGAUUGGCAUGAGCUGUUAGUUGCGGGGAGCUUUAACAUUGUGAUCCGUGUAGUUGAUGGCUGGAAAUGGCAAUGAAAUUGUCGAUGAUGGAAAUAAUGUGGCUCGUUAUAUAAGGGCCAUUCUUCUCCCAAUGCUGAUCUUGGUUCUACAGUAUCACACUUGUACUUGCCUCGUGGCUUGGUUGAACUACUUCACUUCUUGUUUAUACGGUGGUGAAUAGAUUGUAUUCAAGCUUCAUUCAUCAUGGAGUCGACAGUUGACGAGCGGACGAAGCUCGCCUACCAAAACCGAUGGAGGACUCUCGCCAAGAACCCCAAGCUCAUCGUCAUCGCUCUCUUCGCCUCCUUCGGCGGCUUCGAAUAUGGCUACCAACAAGGUGUCCUAGGCCAGUCCCUGGUGAUGCAUCGCUUCAAGGAAAACUUCCCCUCUAUCGUCAACUCGUCCUCAGCCACUGGCUGGCUCACCUCGAUCCUUCAGCUCGGUGGUAUUUUGGGCUCGUUGUCCGCUGGUGUCUUUGGUGAAGUCUACUCACGAAAGUAUACAAUGUUUAUGGCUUGCUGCUGGGUUAUUCUUGGCAGUUAUUUGUAUAUCGGAGGAACCAAGGAUAAUGCUUCUAUGCUCUAUGCUGGUCGAUUCUUCACUGGUAUCGGAGUUGGUACUUUCAGUGGUGUUGGUCCUCUCUACAACGCCGAAUUAUCGUCUCCCGAACUCCGUGGCUUCCUCGUCUCCUUCUACCAAUUCUGCACUAUCCUCGGCAUCAUGCUCUCAUUCUGGAUCGGAUACGGCAGCAACUACAUCGGCGGCACAGGAGAAGGCCAAAGCAACCUCGCAUGGAUGCUCCCAUCCAUCAUCCAAGGAAUCCCUGCUGUUCUUCUCGCUCUUGGAAUCUGGUGGUUGCCAUUUUCCCCACGUUGGCUCGUCAAGCAGGGUCGUGAUGAGGAGGCUCUCAAGACACUGUCCUACCUUCGCAACCUUCCCAUCGAGCACGAGCUUAUUCAGGUGGAGUACAAGGAGAUCAAGGCAGAGGCUCUCUUUGAACAGCGCGCAUUCGCCAAGAACUUCCCCAAUCUGGCUGCUAAAGAGCAGGGCAGUGUCUGGAUGGCCCAGUUUGCUCAGUACUAUCAGAUCUUCCGCACCAAGGACAACUUCAAACGGGUUGCUACAGCUUGGCUGGUUAUGUUCUGGCAGCAGUGGUCGGGCAUCGACGCGAUCAUCUACUAUGCCAGCCAAGUCUUUGAAAGUCUAGGUCUUACCGGAGGAACGCAGGCUCUAUUGGCGACAGGAGUUACGGGCGUUGUGUUCUUCGUCUUCACUUUACCUGCGAUGGCGAUCAUCGACAAGGUUGGACGAAAGCCCAUGCUUUAUGUUGGAUCCAUCGUCAUGCUUAUCUCUAUGGUUCUCGCCGGUAUUAUUGUCGCCAAGUUCCAGCACGAUUGGGAGACGCAUAGUGCUGCAGGUUGGGUUGCCGUGGCUUUCAUCUGGCUCUACGUUGGAGCUUUUGGAGCUACUUGGGGUCCUGUGUCGUGGACUCUUGUUGCCGAGAUCUUCCCUCUAUCUAUCCGAUCCAAGGGUUCUUCGAUUGGUGCCUCCAGUAACUGGCUCAACAACUUUGCUGUUGCCUUUUACGUGCCCCCAAUGUUCGAGACCCUCGAAUGGGGCACUUACAUCUUCUUUGCCGUUUUCUUGGCAUGCAGUAUGGUCUGGCUGUACUUUUGUCUUCCAGAAACGAAGGGUGCUACUCUCGAGGAUAUGGACCGGGUCUUCGGAAGCCACACUGGUGAAGAGGACGCAAAGAUGCUGGAUGAGGCGCGCCGAGAUGUUGGUCUCGGAAUCGAGCUAGAGGUUGACGCUUUGAAGGCUGAGAAGGCGUUGGUGGAGGAUGGAGAGAUUGACACAAGGCCAUCUCACCACGAGAACGCUUAGAAGCAUAGAUAGCCAUACCUAGUAAGUCCAUGGGACAAAAUGCACUGGCGUGCAUGAUUUCUGUAUUUAUAAAUGCAGAUAAUACAAGUCUUGGCAAGCCACUAAAGGUUUAUGCUGUGAGACGCAAUAUCCAGCAGUGAUUGUUCUGGUGUAAGUUGUUGAGCCAAUAAGG